Molecule: messenger RNA, 2286 nt
Organism: Beta vulgaris subsp. vulgaris (sugar beet)
Lineage: Eukaryota; Viridiplantae; Streptophyta; Magnoliopsida; Caryophyllales; Amaranthaceae
Exons: 7
Coding region: 107-2056 (649 amino acids)
Biological process (GO): cytokinin-activated signaling pathway; phosphorelay signal transduction system
Source: RefSeq, a predicted model, not a curated record
AACUUUCGACUCCUUUCAUAUUUAAUAACCUUCCAAAUUUUUCAAGAAUGAAGAUGCAGAAAUUGCUAAUUAAACUUUUUCUCUAUAUUCAAAUAUCUCAAAAUUCAUGGAUCUAGAGGGUAGUGAUUAUGAAAUGCCAAUCCCUAAUUAUGCUGUAGGCAUUCAUAUCCUAUUGAUUGAUCCAGACAUGGUUUCUGUUAUGCACACAACUUCAACUCUUGAAGAAGCAACUUAUAGAGUCACAAGUACUGGAUUUCCAAAUGUAGCACUCUCCAUGAUCCAAGAACGAGGGAAUGAGUACAACCUUGUAAUCGCUGCAAUCGACAUGCCAGGAAUGGACUGCCUUACAUUCCUAAGAGUUGCUAAAACACUGUCAGACAUCCCUGUUGUUUUGAUCUCAUAUAAGAUGGAUGAGCAACUAGCUAUUAAAACAAUACAACAAGGAGCUUGUCAAUUCUUUGAGAAACCUAUUAGCAGAGAUGAUGCACGAGGUUUAUGGCAAUAUGUGUUCAGGAAAGGACGGAAAAGAACUGCUGACGACUCUGAGAAUGGCGAAAAAAGGUUGAAUCACAGUGAUCCCCAGCAACUAAUAAGCAAGAGCAAGUUAAGUUUAGCGAUAGGAGAUGAACCUAUACGGAACAAAGAGAAGGAGCAAGAAAUCUUGACGAGAAAAAGAUCAGAUUGCGGUAACAAAGUCACAAGGAAUAAUGACGUUACAAGUUUCGAUCCGGAGUCAGCUAAAAGGAAGAACAAGAAACUAAAGGCUAAAUUUGAGAAUGUCAAGUGGAACAAUGAGCUUAAUGCAAAGUUCAUGAACAUAGUUCCAAAGGAUACUCAAGAAGUGAUUUCAACAACAAAUCAACAAGAAUUUGGUAUUACAGAUUUGAGGGUGCUAGCUCAGAAUUCAAAAGAGCAUGUUAGUUCUCCUUGUAUCAACAUAACUCCUCCAACAAGAACCAGUAACACUUCUGAUGGACAGAGACAGCUGCAAACUAAGGCUUUCCAAGGAAGUGGUGGUCAAAAUUCUAGGGAUCUCUCAGAUACAACGUAUGCCAGAAACGAGUUUGAAAAUCCAGGAGCUAAAUUAAAUCUACAAUCUAGAAAUAUAGUCAGCAAUGCUGGUAGUCCUGCUGCAGGACCUAGCUAUCUUUCAGUUCAAAAUAACUCUGCCGAAACUAGAACAGCAAGCGAAGUAGGUUUAAGUCUCCUGAAUUUUAGAACUUUAUACGGUGGUGAAAAAGAAGAACGCGCUAGACAGAGCCCAAGUUCCAAUUCAAGGUCACAACUAGAACUCCACCUCGGGAAUAAUGUCAGCAGGACAGGCAGAGUGGACAGAGUAAGCCCUAUGGGCAAAACUUCACUUUUAUGCAGCACCGGUAAGCAAUUGGCAGUUGAUGAGACCACUGAUAAUCCAUCAAAUCUUAGAGGAAGGAUUGAUAAAAUUAGACGUGCAUAUCGGAUAGACACUAAAUCAGGGAAAGCAAGUUCCAUUCCAAACACACAGAUCGAAACAAUGCUCUUAUCCAACAACAGAAACUAUUCUCAAACUGGAAACAGACAGGCUGACGUGUUCGAGGGUAAUGUAACUCCAAAUUAUGGGUAUAAUGGAUCGAGCACUAUGAAUUUCGGGUUUUCUCCUUCGCUACAUGUGUGCUCGCCAACCCCAGCACCUUACUCAGUCCAGUCCUCACGUACACCAUCAAAAGAUUAUAUGCAAUCUUUUGUGCAGAGUUCUUGUAACAUUCAAGUGGAUACAGCAAAUUUAUGUCAGACUCUAAAUUAUCCCAUUUCUGGUAGUGAUAACAGUAGCCUUGUGAUUUCUAAUGGCUUAGAAAAUCAGGCUAUAGAACACACAAACGAUUUAGGUGGGAGAAAUCUUGAAGAUCUUGGAGUUCUAGAGUCUAGUGAAGAGAUUCUGAAGAAUGCAGGUGCAAGCAACUCCCAGCAGCUUACUGAUGAUGACAUUUUCUUUGAUGCAAUUUUGGCUGAGCUGCGAAAUGAUUUUGGAGUUAGUGAUCUCAAGAGCUUGGGCUUCAGCAGCAGCAGCAAUGUGUGAUAUCGAGUAUCAUUCAUCAUAAAGGAAAGCUGAUAUAAACCUGAAUAAAGCUUCGAAACAACUAUUUGGUAGUAGUUAAUAAAGCUUCAGAAAGACACUCUUGGUAGUCGUUAAAAUAUAUAUACACAUUUAACAUUGUGAAAACUUGGUAAUCGUUACUUGUGAUCGGAACACUUACGGACCGGUAUUGUCCAUGGAUUGGCGCAAGUAAAUCGUACAAAUUGCUAGAA